UCCCCUCAAGAAAAGCAUGAUGCUAAAGAACAUUCCCCACGAAGACUUAGAUUUAAUUCAAAGAAAGGAAUGGGGCAAUUCAAGUAGCUGAGAAGAUAUAUAUUCAUAGGUUUCCUCAGUUUCUUCUAUUUGUGGGUCAUUUAGAUGGCUAAGCAUGAUGAUGUUGUGAUCGAUAUUAAGGCAAUGGUGGAGGAGGCAGUGGCACCCGAAGCUGACCAGUGUUGCAUCUAUAGAGUUCCCUUUGAUAUUCGCAAACUCAACAAUGAGGCAUACACCCCAAGGGUUGUUUCUAUAGGCCCUUUUCACCACAACCGCCAUGACCACCUCCGAGACAUGGAAAGACACAAACUCAUCUUUUGCAAGGCUUUUCUUCAACGAACCAAAACAACCUUGGCCACCUGGAUCCCCCACAUACAAGAGUUGGAGCCCCACUUUCGUCAGUGUUAUUCCCACGCCCUUGCGUUCUCUAAGGAGGAACUCGUCAAAAUCAUCUUUGUUGAUUCCGGUUUUAUAUUUGAGCUCUUUCUCAUAUAUUAUCAUCAUGAAUGGUCACAUAAUAAUAACUUUGUUUUAAAACCUUGGAUGCGCACUAAAAUAGAAAUAGAUUUGUUGUUACUUGAGAAUCAACUUCCUUUUUUUGUUCUGGACCGUCUCUUCAAUCUCUCCUUCACCUCUGUUAGAGAGUCGGACCCUAACGAUAACAUUCCUUCAUUUCUUCGACUUACAUUUCACUUUUUUAACCGUUUCAAUAUAUCCGAGUUGAAUUUUGAUAAACAUGUUAGUAUAAUGCACUUCACGGAUCUUAUAAGAACUUUUCACUUACAACAUCAUUCUAAAAAAUUACCAGAUAAGAAUCCAGGUGAAGUGGUGACACAUCUUCCUAGUACUACUGAAUUGUCAGAAGCAGGAGUCAGGUUUAAUGUAAACAUCAAUAAAUUCUUUCCAGACUUUGAAUUUUCAAGAGGGGUUCUUACAAUUCCGCAGUUGAUAGUGCAAGAUAGUACUGAAAUUUUGUUUCGUAAUAUGGUGGUUUUAGAGCAGUGUCACUAUCCUCUCCAGUCCUACAUUGCAAACUAUGUUAUUGUCAUGGAUUUCCUUGUAAACAAGAGCAGUGAUGUGGAUAUACUGGUUCAAGAGAGAGUACUGCAUAACUUGCUAGGGGACAGCGAUUCUGUGGCUAAACUGUUUAAUGGUCUUGGCAAAAAUAUUGUGCUAUCAAAUAUGAGUUCCCAUUAUGGGCAUCUCGCCCAAAAAUUGAAUGCUUUUCAAGGAAAUCCUUGGAAUAAAUUGAAGUCCACUCUAAGACGUGAUUAUUGUAAAACUCCUUGGCAAUCUGCAGUUUCCAUUGCUGGAAUUCUUCUCCUUGUUCUCUCUUUGCUUCAAACAGUUUGUUCUGUCGUGCAAGUUAUACAACAAUAGAUUGAUGUCUCCCCUCUCUACAA
Cajanus cajan (pigeon pea) is the source of this 1442-nucleotide messenger RNA. The record is from RefSeq and is a predicted model, not a curated record. Lineage: Eukaryota; Viridiplantae; Streptophyta; Magnoliopsida; Fabales; Fabaceae.